Letharia lupina is the source of this 3192-nucleotide messenger RNA. RefSeq lists its product as uncharacterized. Gene Ontology annotation, molecular function: helicase activity; metal ion binding. Bases 1 to 3192 code for a protein of 1063 amino acids. The transcript has 9 exons. Gene Ontology annotation, biological process: regulatory ncRNA-mediated heterochromatin formation. NCBI's taxonomy places the organism in Eukaryota, Fungi, Ascomycota, Lecanoromycetes, Lecanorales, Parmeliaceae. The record is from RefSeq and is a predicted model, not a curated record. Gene Ontology annotation, cellular component: nuclear RNA-directed RNA polymerase complex.
AUGGCAAACAGGACGAUUAUUCGAGCAGCAAAGCUCCAACCUUCCAGACUUCCGCAAGUCCCUCUUACUUCGGUGUGCGAAGAUUUUGUCGACGGGUUUUGCCGCCGCGGAUAUGAAUGCACCAAGAGCCACGACAUUUGUGCAACCCCUAAUGAGAACUCUGGAUCUUCUUUCCUAGACUGCCCUCCGAACCUACUUUCCCUUGACCCCAGGUUUUCGCCGCGAGAGAGCCUGCCAUUUGACCAGGAUGGUCCAGGUCAAUUGUCACGAUACGGCGCGAGGCACAAUAAUGAUCAUGUAAAUAUCCAACAUAUCAAGAUCUUACCAACUACAGAUGAGAUAUUGUGUCGGCGAAAAACCUAUAUUCCCGCCAAAGAUCCAUCGACUGAGCAUCAUCUUCCUUGUGGGCAGCAGAGGCUCUUGGAUGUUCAGUUUCGCCAAUUAAGAUUCGACAAUGUUGAACCGAUCAUAGAUUCUUGCUACCACGCAAGCCAACAGUUGACGCAAUUGAUAUCUUCGCCUCAUAUCUUGGAUUACGAUGACCGUAUGAAUACUCCAAAGGGAGUGCGCUAUUCACUCUUCCGCGACAUCGUAUUCGAGGAGCAAAUUAUGAGCUUCAAGGUUGGUGUCACUUUCAGGAUCAGCUUUGCAUGCCCCAAGGCAUUGCGCGGUCUACGCUUAGGCCCAUCGAAGCAUCUCGAGGAAGGAAUGCUCGUCGCACUAGUUGGGCUUGAUGAUGCGGAAACUUUGUCUACGACAUUCAUGGUAAUUGAACAGCGCCAAACCACGUUCGCCAUGAAGCCGCGUACUGGUAAUGAUCUUAGAGCUUCCGUGGUUCUAUCACUUGCCGACACGAGCGAUACUGAUGCGGUGAGACGCUUGCUUUACAGUUCAAAGGGCAUUAGACAAGAAAGAUCUGUCCUUGUUGAAUUACCAAACGUCUUGUAUGUUGGAUUUUACUGGACACUUAGAGAUUUGCAAAACAAGUCAGCAAGCAAUAAGGACUUGGCUUUCAUAACAUCUAUAGCUCCUUCCACUGCAGGCCCGAGCCCGGAAAUCUUGGUCCCCGAAUAUGCAACCGUGGACGACUUCGCUUUUCAGCUAAACAGCCUUCGCAAAAAGGGCGAUGUCUAUGCGAACCCUCUUACGCUAAGACCAAGGGACUUGGUGUCGGAUAAUGAAGCCAAGACCAUCGCCAUUGAUCACCUGUGCCAGGAGACCACACUCGAUCGUGGCCAGGCUACUGCUCUUUGCGAGAAUCUUUGCCGAGGCUUUGCCUUUACACAGGGCCCGCCUGGGACAGGCAAAACUUUUCUUGGUGUUGCCUUAACCAAGGUGCUCCUGGAAUCGCGCAGCCACGUUUCGCGGAGACCAAUACUAGUAGUGUGCACGACCAACCACGCUCUUGAUAGCUUUUUGAACGACAUUCGACAAGCAGGGGUGACAAAACUCGUCCGACUAGGCGGUAACAGUAAGGAGAGUUGGACCAAAGCAUUCAGCUUACGAGCAGCAGCACGUCAACUCAAGAAGACCACCCUUGAGAGAAGCAGAGAGAGCCAGGCCCAUCGUCAGGUAGAAGGCUUAACAACUGAGGCGGUUCGAGAGCUUCUUAAAUCAAAAUAUCCGGCAAUCUUAGAACGCUUCACUGGGCUCGAGAGAGUCGACUCGUCUAGGCUUGCAGAUAUUCGAUUGGCUCGCAAAGCUGGAGGUUUCGCCUUUGAGUUUUGGGGCAAAGGAGGCGACAUCAACGAUCUCGAUCGACUCCUAGACAAGUUCAGCAGUAUGCUCGGCAAUCAAUACGAAUUUAAAGAUGACGCAGAUGAUGGCGAUCUCCGAACAAAACACAGAGUGCUUGACAAUGUAGCACUAAAUGCGGCAAAUACAGCGGCUUCGGAUCCUUCGUCUGGCUGUAACGUUUGGAAAUUGAGCCUUAAAGAGCGACAGCGGCUUCUCAACAAAUGGAAAGAAGAGAUUGAUCCUCAGACCAUACUUGACCGAACAGCUGAAGUUCAUCGUCGCCAUCAAGUUGCUGUCUCGAAACGGUAUGAGGUGCAUCAUGAUACUGAUGCUCGGUGUCUUCAAGAUCAGGACGUUAUCGCGAUGACUAUGACAGCCUGCGCUAUGAAUUCUUCCAUGCUGAACCAAUUGAACAUUCAGACCGUCAUUUGCGAAGAAGCAGCAGAGGUAAUGGAGGCACAGACGCUGUGCACUCUUUUUCCUUCCAUAAAACACGCUAUCUUCAUAGGUGAUCCAUUGCAGCUCAGACCCCAGGUGAACGAGCCAGCUCUUUCUUUAGAGACGACAAUAGGGGCCUCUUACCGUUUAGAUGAAUCCUUGAUGGAGCGUAUGAUGGUACCAUCAACGCCCGGAGUACGGCCCAUUGCCUCAUCUCGUCUGGACUUGCAGCGGCGCAUGCACCCGGAUAUCGCCGAUCUAAUGCGCGCGACACUAUAUCCAUUUUUGCAGGACCAUGAGGUAGCGCGCUCUCGUGAGCCAGUUGCCGGCAUGUUGGACCGGGUAUGGUGGCUCGAUCACGGAAUGCCAGAAGACACUCCAGACCCCGGAUCGUCGAUGGCCAAAUCAUUUUCCAAUGCUUUCGAGGUUGAGAUGGUAGUCGGACUGGUUGAAUAUUUGAUCAACAGUAAUGAAUAUGACUAUCGGGAUAUCACCAUACUGACCCCCUACAACGGACAGCUUGCUGCUUUUACCCACCGCCUCAACGGAACGUGUUCUCUGUGGCUAAGUGAGAAGGAUCGGGAGAGCCUGUUACUGGAAGGUUUAUUGGAGCCAGAAGAAGCUUCUUUUGGGGGGAAAGCGGAUAUAAACGUCGCGAGUAUGUUGAGACUGGCUACAAUUGACAAUUUUCAGGGGGAAGAGUCCAAAAUCGUCAUCCUCAGCACAGUGAGGAGCAACUUCGAGGGCCGUGUUGGGUUUCUCAAAACCCCGAAUCGUAUUAACGUUGGCUGCAGCCGUGCCAAGAAUGGCUUCUACAUCGUCGGCACCAUGAGGCUUGCGGUCACCGGUGUACAAAAAAGUGCGGCGAGCCUUGUGAAGACUGCGGGUCCGAACUCUCCUCUGUUACGUUACUUUGCGGGCACAUGGCUGUACGGACUUGCGGAGGAACUCAAGAAGAUGACAAGAUCAUCUGCAAAACCCUUUUGGAGCCCAUCCGGUUGGAUUGUGGACAUAUAA